GUGGAGCCAUAGCCUUGGUGCUCGUUGGCCAAUAGUAUGCGGGUUUCUGAUAUCUGAACUUUCAAAUCUGAGCUUGUGGAGGGAGGAGGGAGUAUGAAUCUUAGAAUAUGGGAGUUGACUUUCUAAAAAUCUUCGGAGAGUUAUGCCCAAGCUUCCUCCGAAUUCCAUCAGGUUCCCAUAAGAGAACUCCUCUAUUUUAGGAUCUCCCUUCAAGUAAAUUUAGCUUCACUGCUAUCCCACUUAACACUCAGACGCCUACACAUUCCAUACCAACAAAUCAGCUUCAACGUUUCCAGCACCCCUGGAUUAAGCUUAACCUUAUAAUUUAUAGCUGCGUAAUGCCUGCACACGCUACGGUCAAAGCCUCUCCAGAUGUCCAUCCCCUGAAGCGCUACCCGCGUGCGCGCCUAAUCUACAAGCGCGGCGAUGACUCCAGCCAAGUAUGGGACUUGGGCAACGGGAAGCUGUACAAGUUCCGUCCUCAUAAGAGAGGAGUCUACGAAUCGGAUAUUCACGCCCUGAUCCAACGCAACACAAGCAUUCCCGUUCCAACCAUAUACAGGGAAUGGGUGAGUGCCACUCGCGGUGGGCCUGUCCAUCACAUGAUUAUGCAAAAGAUCGAGGGAGAGCCAUUGCAUAAAUCGUGGGCACGCCUUAGCAGGUCGGUGAAGGAAAGACUAGUCGUUCAGCUGGGAGAUUACCUGAAUCAACUGGGCAGGAUAACAUCCCCUUCCAUUUGCUGCGUCGGGGGUGGCCCUUUGCACGACGAGCACGGCUUUCUCUUCUACCAGAGAGAUGCUGCUCAUGGUCCGUUCUCUGAUGACCAAUCCUUCUGGCUAGCACUCACCUCUCACCUUCGUCGCACCCAGUCUCGUACAAUUCAGAAGGCGCUGGCACAGCUUCGCCACAUAAUGCCGCCUGCCCUGCCCGCAGUACUUACACACGCAGACCUACACCAGGGAAAUAUCCUGGUUCGUAAUGGCAAUAUCGCAGCUAUCAUUGACUGGGAGGGGGCAGGGUUCUUUCCGAGAUGGAUGGAGUAUGUUCGGUAUUAUCCUAUCGACCGCUCUCCUGAGUUUGAGUUUGAGAAUGCGGUGAUUAGGAGGAUGAGACCUUAUCCAGCCGCUAGAAAGUUCAAGAUGAUUUUGGAUACGCUGGGGAGUUCGGAUCGACGCACUGUGGAGUGGGGACUUAUGGAGUUGAUGCGCUAGGUCUCAUACUGGACUAUCGUGGGAGCUUGGUACCGGGGAUUGGGUAAUGACAGAGGUUUGGUGUAUCGAAUGGAUUAUAAUAUUUAUGAUAUCAUAUUAUUAUGUUUUUCUCUUUCUCUGCGAUUCCUGUUUAUCUUGCAUAUCUGAGAAAUAAUGUUGUGGAGGUGGACGAUUUGUAUAGUUUAGAUAUAUGCCUUAGAGCAGUUUUAUCCAUUAAACCGAUCACCUGUUUGGGUUUAAAAGCUUUCACUUGAGUUAUCAUAUUAGCCUUAGAGCCUCCCGCCUUGAAGGAGGUGCUUGGAGGGGUAUGUGGGUUGUUAUCUCCAUUGGCAUUGUAUUUCUAGGCUAAUAACAUAGGAUUGCAGAGGACCUGUUCAGGAGGCGGUUGUUCCUGGGUUCUGGGACAGAAACUAGUGAUUACGACUGACCCUACUCGAGUACUUUUGGAAAUCUGGUUGGUGUUUAGCGUGGCAACAAAACCGUUGCUAGGAAAAUUGAAACCCACAAAAGAGCCCAAACCUAGAGUUUGAAAUUUUACCCCCGGAGGUAAGGUUCAAAGGCCUCGCCUGGGCCCAAUUAUCAAUCUCGUUGAACCUAGGACGAACAAGCCACUAACAGGAUUCGUUUGGGGGACAUCAACUGCAAAAAAGAAAAGAAAAAGAAAAGACUACCGUAUUGA
Tuber aestivum (summer truffle) is the source of this 1890-nucleotide messenger RNA. The record is from the annotation of a GenBank genome assembly. NCBI's taxonomy places the organism in Eukaryota, Fungi, Ascomycota, Pezizomycetes, Pezizales, Tuberaceae.